AUGGUUGUUGAUUGGCUCCUGGACCAGUGGGCCCCAACACUUCGAUCACCACCCCGCGUCAGGAUUGCGUGCGAUGGAUUUUUGGUGUUGCUCAACACCUUUAGUGACAAUCGAGUCACACCACAACAAGCCCAGUUUGACCUGGUCUCCUCUAUCCGGGAGGCACUUGCCCGCUCCAGGGCCUCGUGGGAACCUAGCCACGUGUACGGUCACCUUGAUAAGGCGACAUCCUUUUUGUGCCUCUCUUGGUGGUCCAAACGGAACGUGGAAGUGGACGCGUGGGCGGUUGCUUAUCGCCACCAGCUUGAAGCUUCUCACCAACUGAUUGCACCCAACGCUCGUUUCUUUACCGAAUUGGCUGCCCUCUACAUCGGUGACGUCAAACAGUCGCGAUUGAAUCCAGAACAUUUCCAGGAACUGGUGGCGCUGCCUGCUCUCCGCAAGCGAUGGCACGAGCGGCAGACGAUUACACCAGAGGCAGAGCUGGAGACCGAUUGGACCAGUCUGGCUCGCGCCAUGAUCUCCCUUCCGGUAGGUGUCCAACGCUGGACUACAAAGCAUAUUGUGGGUAUGUGUGGUGUGGGGAAGUUCAAAGUCCGGUGGGGUUCCGCAGACUCAGCUGCGUGCCCCUGCUGCGGCGAGUUCGAGGACCACCUUCAUGUUCCUCGAUGUAUGGCGCCCUCGGCAAGUGCGGAAUGGGAGCGCCGGACGGCGACCUUGGACCAAUGGCUGGACGCUCAAGUCACUGACCCAGCCAUCAAACACGCUAUCCUUCAUCUUCUUCAAGGAGUUCGUGAUUCGUCCCUACCUUGCAGUCGGUUGGUCCCGGUUCGUCUUCGCCGCGCUUUCCUCUCCCAACAACGCAUCGGCUACCAAGGUUUAUUGGAAGGCCGGCUGUCUGUUCAGUGGGCGGCCCUGCAGGAACAGUACCUUCAGUCACGAGGGAGCCAAC
Messenger RNA from Cylindrotheca closterium, 952 nucleotides. Lineage: Eukaryota; Bacillariophyta; Bacillariophyceae; Bacillariales; Bacillariaceae. The record is from the annotation of a GenBank genome assembly.